This is a messenger RNA of Cryptomeria japonica (Japanese cedar), 1734 nucleotides long. RefSeq lists its product as uncharacterized. Bases 1 to 1734 code for a protein of 577 amino acids. Gene Ontology annotation, molecular function: DNA binding. The transcript is spliced from 5 exons. Lineage: Eukaryota; Viridiplantae; Streptophyta; Pinopsida; Cupressales; Cupressaceae. The record is from RefSeq and is a predicted model, not a curated record.
AUGGCUUGUGCAACUAGAGGUGGUACAAGUAGAGGUGGUGGUAGAAAGAGGGAUCCUAUGUGGAAACAUGUCACACCAGGUGCAGUGGCAGGAGAGGUUAUUUGUAACCAUUGCACGAAAAUUAUGACCGGUGGCAUAUACCGACUCAAAAUUCACCUUGCACAAAUCAGUGGACAAAAUAUUACGGUAUCUAACAAUUGCCCUGAAGAGGUUCAAAGGGAGGCAAAAGCAAGGCUUUCAGAAUUUAAGCAAAAGAAGGUAGAAAAAAAGAGGACAGCAGAGGCAAUGGCAGCCCCAUUGUGGAAUAUCACUUCUACAGAGUCUGAAAAAUUUUGGGGUGGGCAGCAAUACAUCUGUAUUAUUGAGAGUCCAUAUUGGGAGCAAAUGGUCAGUGGAUUGACCAAUUCUGGUAAGGGGUUCAAGUCCCCAAGUCGUUAUGAGUUGAGUGGGCCAUUAUUGCAGGAUGAGGUCCAAAACACACAUCAGCUGGUGGAACAACAAAGGAGGAAUUGGGAAAGGAAUGGCUGCACCAUUUUAUCUGAUGGGUGGACGGAUAGUAGGAAUAGGACACUCAUAAACUUUCUAGUUGCUUCAGGGGGACAGGUGGUAUUUUUAAAAUCGAUUGAUGCCUCAGAUCAAGUGAAGAAUGCAAAAACCUUGUGCAACACGUUGGAUGAGGUGGUGACCGAAGUGGGAGUGCAGAAUGUUGUUCAGGUUGUGACCGAUAAUGCAGCUGCAUGUGUGGCAGCCUGUAAACUUCUACAGGCUAGGCAUCCGUCAUUAUUUUGGAGUCCUUGUGCUGCUCAUUGCCUUGAUUUACUCCUCGAGGACAUAGGGAAACUUAGAGUCACACGUUUUGCCAUGAAUUUCCUCAACUUACAGAGCAUAUUACAUGCAUUGCCCAACCUGAAGAGGAUGUUUGUGAGUGAAAGAUGGUUGCAAAGCCCUUAUUGUAGGAAGCCUGAAGCAGAGAACGUCGUGAAGGCCUUGUCAGAACCGUUGGUGAGGGUUCUACAGAUGGUGGAUGGCGAUAAAAGCCCCAUAGGGUAUCUAUAUGAGGCCAUGGGUAAGGCCAAAGAGGCAAUUCAGCACUUGUAUGGGUCAGAGAGGACUAAAUAUGAGCCCAUAUGGCGCAUAAUUGAUCGAAGGUGGAACCGACAACUCCACCAACAUAUCCAUGUUGCUGCCUACUAUUUGAACCCCAAGUUCUUUUACUCCCGCAGUUUCAAAAUAGAUCAGGAGGUUCAACUUGGCCUUGACACAUAUAUUCAAAGGUUGGUUCUUGAUGAAAAUAUUCAAGACUUCAUUGUUGAUGAGUUGCAGAGGUUGACUCAGAAGCACUUGAAUGACCUUGUAUAUGUGCGGUACGACCUUCGACUGCAUGAAAAGAGGGUACAAGGAAACAAUUCAUAUGACGCACUUGACAUUGAUGAGAUUGAUCCAUACACAGCGGAUUGGAUUGCUAAACCUGAUGUUGCUACUGGUGAUAUUGAUGUGGAUGCAUUUAUCACUGACGCUCAGUUAGAUGAGAUGGAGAGGGAGGCAGCUGAAUGGGCGGCAAAGGUGGCAGAACGUGAGGAGGCGGGAGAUGAGUUUGUUGAUCCAGAAGAGGCAGAUUCAUCACCGGUUGAGGAUAUUGCAGCAGCAACAGCUGCUGCUGCAACACCAUCUACUUCAGCACCCACUCAGCGGCAACAAAGUUUUUUGAGCUUUAGUCGCAAACGCAAUCUAUGA